This is a messenger RNA of Gastrolobium bilobum, 2529 nucleotides long. RefSeq lists its product as uncharacterized. The coding region runs from base 1 to 2529 and encodes 842 amino acids. The record is from RefSeq and is a predicted model, not a curated record. NCBI's taxonomy places the organism in Eukaryota, Viridiplantae, Streptophyta, Magnoliopsida, Fabales, Fabaceae. The transcript is spliced from 6 exons.
AUGGACGAGGAGAUGCUUGAGGGUGUUGCUGUGGGCUCAGAUGGUCAGUCCUCUACCCGUUUGAUUCCUGAGGUGAAGAUGAGGGAGGGGGCGUUACAGGGGGGAGGAGGCUCUGGGCCCAAAGUGGUUUUCUAUAAAGACAAGCUUCUGAAGCUUAAUGGAAAUGGGGGCCAAGCGGAAGAAGAGGAAGAUUGGAACUCAAAACAGAAAAGGGAGGAGGAGGAAGCUGACUUGUUGGAGGGUUUGGGUCAGGCUAGGGACGAUGAUCCCCUCUGUCCGAGGUACACCUUUUCUAUUGAGGAGCAUAAGAAAGAUUGCGAGCAGUGGAGGAAGGCCCUGAUCAUCAAGAUUAUGGGCAAACGCAUUGGAAUGAGGUUUCUCAUGGCCAGACUCCAGAGGAUCUGGAACCUGGUAAGCACGUAUGAAGUAAUUGACCUUGAUAAUGGGUUUCUGUUGUUGAGAUUCCAGGAUGAUGGUGAUUAUCGCCAUGUUUUUGAAGAAGGGCCAUGGAUUGUUAAUGACCACUAUGUGGUUGUCCAAAGGUGGAGGCCCUUCUUCGAUCCUUAUGAUGAGAGUGUUACCAAGCUGGCUGUGUGGGUGAGAAUCUCAGGUCUUCCUAUAGAAUUGUAUACGGUGCGUCAUCUGUGGCGUAUAGGAAAUAUAUUUGGUCGCAUACUGAAAGUGGAUAGAAAUUCGUUGAGGAAGAGUGAGUAUGGAGAUGCAGUUAUUACUGAACGGGCUAGAUUUGCCAUAAUUUGCAUUGAGGUUGACUUGAGGAUGAGUUUACUAUCAAAAUUUACGAUAGGAAAAAAGGUUUACCAAGCUGGCUAUGAAGGAUUACAUCUAAUAUGCUUUAACUGUAGGAUGUAUGGCCACAGAAAGGACCUUUUCCCUGCUGCCCAGGCUCCUUGUGCUCUACAGGUUGAGGGUAAUUCAGGACUGGAGACGAAACUAAACAGUGCUAUUGGGAAGGAAGCUAAGGAGGUUGAUCCAGAGGAGGCUUUUGGGAGCUGGAUGGUGGUUCAUAGAAAAUCUAGAAGUAGGAGGCUGAAGGCUAGGCCUGCUAGUCCGAAGAAGGAAGUUGUGUUGGAUCAGAAAUCCAAGUCUAACCUUGUAAUCCCAAGUUCUUGUGUAAAGACUAAUAAUCCUGGUGGGGAUAGCAGGAAUGAUGGAUUGGCUGAUCAAUCUGAUAAUUCUCCUUCUGGUGUGGUCUUGGAAGUAAAUGGAAAAAAGGAAGAGUUGGAGAGCAAGAGUGAUGGAGGAGGUGGAAAUGAGAGGAAAUUAAAAGAACAAGCCUCGAGGGUACAGAGAGUGAAAACCAACUCCAAAGGGAUAGGCAGCAAGAAUCUUCCGUCUGAGAACCAGCCCCCCAAUUCUUUAGUUGUGGGAUCUCAGAAGUUGACCAGUAGAAACAAAGGUUCAGAAGGGGGAGUGUUGCAGCCUAUGCACGAGUUCCAUAGCAAUGUGCCUGGGAAAAGCAAAGGAGAUGGGUCUAUGAACCUGGUGAAGAGUGGAAUCUCUAUACAGAAUGAGAUGGAAGGAGUAAGGAAGAGAGAAUUCCCUGCUCUGAUUAGAGACAUUAAAUAUAAGUUUAAUAUUAAAGUGCUGGUCUUACUGGAGACUAAGAUUCAGGGUGACAAAGGGGAUACAAUUAUAAAAAAAUUGGGAUUCCCUAAGUUUUUCAAACAAGAAGUUGUUGGCUUUUCUGGAGGAAUUUGGGUUCUGUGGGAUAGCAGAGAUGUUGAGUAUAAAAGGUGGGAGUUAGUUACCUUUGUCUAUGGGAGUCCUAGAAGGAUUGAAAGAAUGAGCUUAUGGGAGGAAUUGGAGUUUCUGGCUGGUUCAAUUAAUUCUCCCUGGGUCAUCUUGGGGGAUUUUAAUUAUGUCCUAAAUGUUGCUGAGAAGUAUGAAGGUGAAGAGGUUUGUUAUAGAAGUGUUCAGGAGAUGCAGGAGUGCCUGGAGGUUUGUGGGUUGUCAGAUAUAGGGUAUAAAGGGCCAAUAUUCACUUGGAAAAGGGGAAGCUUACAAGAAAGAAUUGAUAGGGCUGUAGCUAAUGAGGAUUGGAAUCUUGCCUUGCCAAACAGAAAGUGUUGGGGAAAAGAUGUGGAUUGGUUAGUUUCUAGUAAAGACUUUGAGGAGGAGGCAACUAGAUGGCAUCAUGAUAUUUUUAGGGAGGAAAUGAGACAGAAACACAUAAUUUAUGCUAGAAUUCAAGGCCUGGACAUGCAAUUAGAAGCCAGAUAUGACAGGGAGCUUGAGAGGUUGCAGAGAGAUCUUUGGAAAAAGUUGGAGAAAAUUUUGUUAAGGGAGGAGCUAAAUUGGUUCCAAAGGUCUAGAAUCAAUUGGCUGAAAUUUGGGGAUAAAAAUUCUCAGUUUUUUCAUUCCUCUACUGUUGCCAGAAGAAGAUUCAACAAAGUGGUUGCAAUCAGGAAUGAGGUUGGAGAUUGGACAUCAGAUAUAAAGGAGAUGGUGGAGAUAGCAGUGAAGUACUUUGAGAAGUUAUCUCUAGCUGAAGGGGAUGGGUAUGAGUAG